AUGUACGCCGGUCGCACUGCCUCCAGGGCAGCGCCCGCAGUAUUCCGAGCGGGCAUCAGGACCACUACCAGAGCUCAUCGCCCCAUGCUGAGGAACUCACCCGCGAUUCGCAUCCUCAUUCCGCUACGCGCCCUCCAAACUGAGUCGACAUCGAACAAUGCGCAAAACUAUCCGCCUCCUGGUUUCGACCCCAAGCAGGCCAACCAGCACCUCCUCAAGCCCCAGCAACAGUCAAAACAGUCUGUCGAGAAGUCGGACCCCAUCAUCCCCAAGUCUGGCGCAACCUCCAACCCGAAGACACCCGCGCAAGAUGUCCAAACAUUAAGCGAGCUGAAGAUGGACAAGUCGGCUGCUGAAUCCAAGGACGAGAAGAAGAUUCUGGCCAAAAGGGACGCAGAGAAGAAGAAGUUGACCGUCUGGCAAAAGGUCAAGAAGGAAUUGGUCCACUACUGGGAUGGCACCAAGCUGCUGGGCUUCGAGGUCCGGAUUAGCUCCAAACUCGCUCUCAAGAUGGCCGCUGGGUACGAGCUUACCCGCCGUGAGCGUCGACAAUUGCAACGUACCGUACAGGAUCUGGCCCGCUUGGUACCUUUCCUGCCCUUCGUUAUCGUCCCCUUCGCCGAACUGCUGCUCCCUGUAGCGCUCAAGCUCUUCCCUAACAUGCUGCCCAGCACGUACGAGGGUCAGUCGGCUAAGGACACCAAAGCCCAGACGCUCCGAGCGACCCGAAAGGACGUUAGCGAUUUCCUUCGUCAAACACUCAAGGAGACUGGCCUGCCUGUCUCUGCUGAGAACGCGCAGACAGAGGAGUUUGCCGAAUUCUUCCGCAAGGUGCGCACCACGGGAGAGAAGCCAACACCAGAGGAGAUCAUCAAGGUGUGCAAGAUUUUCAAGGACGACCUCACCCUGGAUAACUUGUCUCGCCCUCAGCUGGUCUCCAUCUGCCGCUACAUGAACAUCACCUCUUUCGGUACAGACAACUUCCUGCGCUACCAGGUCCGCGUGCGCAUGCGCCAGAUCAAGCGUGACGACCGAGCCAUUGCCUACGAAGGUGUUGAAAGUCUCUCCGUUCCUGAGCUUCAGACUGCCUGUGCCAGCCGCGGUCUACGAACCUAUGGUGUCUCUCCUGGCCGGUUACGGGACGACCUCACUAGCUGGCUCGAUCUCCGCCUGAAGCACGGCGUUCCAUCAACUCUUCUCGUGCUGUCCAACGCAUUCGUUUACGCCCAGGGCAAGGAGACCGAGAUGACCUCUCAAAUUGAUGCUUUGGAAGCCGUCCUCUCCAGUAUCCCUGAGGAGCUGUACCACGAAAUGGAUCUCGAGGUCCGCAACGCCGAAGGUGCCGCAACCAACAAGCAGCGUCUUGAGGUCCUCAAGGAGCAGCAAGAACUCAUCAACGAGGAGAACGAGCAAACCGAGACCGUUGAGAACAAGGCCACAGCCUCGCCCAAGGACCACGAGGACAUUGACGAGAAGCCUGCCCGGGACGCACAGGAGGCAAAGGAAGCCAAGGCCGAAGAGGAGAGCAAAGAAGCCGAGGCCAGCGCUGGUGAUGCCGCCGGUGGAAGCGCCGAGCGUGCCGAACAGGAUGAGCGCGCCUUGAAGAUGGAUGACCCUACCGGCAAGGGUGAGAAGCCCGCUAAAGCGAAGAAGGAGUAA
Messenger RNA from Alternaria incomplexa, 1659 nucleotides. RefSeq lists its product as uncharacterized. The transcript has 2 exons. The record is from RefSeq and is a predicted model, not a curated record. The coding region runs from base 1 to 1659 and encodes 552 amino acids. Gene Ontology annotation, cellular component: mitochondrial inner membrane. Gene Ontology annotation, molecular function: ribosome binding. NCBI's taxonomy places the organism in Eukaryota, Fungi, Ascomycota, Dothideomycetes, Pleosporales, Pleosporaceae. Gene Ontology annotation, biological process: intracellular monoatomic cation homeostasis.